GUUAACACCAACAGAAAAUGCAGCCCUGCUAAUGUAAAGUUAAUACUUUCCGUGUUUUAAAAGGUAUUUGUUUUAUUUUCAUUUCCUUAUAAAGGGUGAUCAUGUUUACUUUCGACUAUUGUAGUGAAUUCGUUGGAAGCCUGGGUGUAAGCUGCGUGCCAUUAAUGCCAUUCAUUCAGUACACUGCUGAAUGUCUGCAGAGGUAAAUGGAAGUCUGGAGCAAGAAUACUCUGGGGAUUAAUUAUGCACUAUCUAAAAGGUUUAUCACUCGCAUCGUGGUGAUGGCAUGAUCAGCAAGCCUGCGCCGGAACAACACGAAAAGCAAAACAGAAGUACAAAGCACGCCCACAUCAUGAUGUCAUUUUGAUAGUGCGAGCUGCUCAUACAUGGUAAACCUCAGCGGCCUCCCCCACAUGUCAAUGCCUAAAAUUACCUCCGGCACAACAGCUGAGCCCCUGCACUCUCUUUCUCUCUGUUUCUGCCUCUUCUUUCUCUAUCGCGCUCUCUAUCCCUGUCGCUUGCUUUAUGUGAACAUGACUCGGUUCAGUUAUGCGGAAUAUCUCUCGUUGUUCCGUUCCAGUGGUGUGAAGAGUCACCGGCAGGGUUUUGACAGCGGAGCGCGGUGCGAGAACCACGGUGACGUCACGGCAGCUUCAUCACAGGAGCCCAUAAUGCUGGCAAUUAGGAGAGGUGAUGUGCAGACAGUGACUGAAUUAGCAACAUCUGUAUCAUGCAUCCAAACCCAUAGUGCAGUGGAAGAUUGGACAGCCCUACAUGAAGCAGCGUAUUAUGGCCAAGAUGCCUGUGUAAAAGCUUUACUUAAAGUUAAACCCACUUCAGUAGAUAAACGCACUCUCCAGGAGCAGACUGCACUUCUAAUUGCAGCUGAUGGGAAGCACCUGGAGUGUGUGAAGUGUCUUCUGGAGGCAGGUGCAGACCCAGAUAUCAGCAAUAAAAACAAAGAGACACCACUUUAUAAAGCUUGUGAAAAUGAGAGCAUUGACAUAGUGAGGAUGAUCCUGGCCUUUGGAGGUUCCGUAAACCAGCGCUGCCAUCGUGGCCAGACAGCUCUCCAUGAAGCAGUGAGACGGGGGAACAUACAGCUCUGUGAGGCUCUUCUUCAGGCCAGAGCUGCCAUUGAUGCCACCAAUGCUUACGGUGUCACUGCACUUAUAGAGGCAGCUCGGCAUGGCAGCACAAAGAUUGUGAACUACCUCAUUAGUAAAGGUGCUAAUGUGAACCUACAAUCAUGUGAAGGGACCACGGCUCUGAGCGAGGCCUGUAAACAUGGUCAUAUAGACACAGUCGACUUGUUGCUCAGACAUCAUGCAGAUGCCAACAAAGGCUCCCAAACUGGACUUCUGCCUUUGCACAUUGCUGCUCAGCAUGGCCAUGAAGACAUUGUGUCCUUACUGCUGCCUGUCACUAGCCGUGCGAAGAUACGACAAAGUGGCAUCACUCCCCUUCAUCUGGCAGCUGAGUUCAACCAGGAAAAUGUUGUCAAAUUCUUGAUAAAGUCAGGCUGUGACGUGAACACAAGGAUGUCCCAUGAACGCUCAUCCAUGUUUCAUGACCACCGUAACACAGCUCUGUACUGUGCGGUCACAGCUGGUAAUGCACGAGUUGUUGAGUUGUUGCUCGAAGCUGGUGCAAACCCCAACCUGGACCCGCUUAGCCCACUGCUAGUCGCACUACGACAGCGCUGUUUUAGGACUAUAUACACACUGGUGGAACAUGGAGCAGAUGUUAAUGCUCAUGUACCUGCUCAUCCCACUGAUUUUCCAGGAGUACUGUUGUAUUCCCAUAGCAUGGGAAUUUUACAGUAUCUAUUGGACAAUGGAUGUAAAGCACAGGAAUGCUUCAGGUGUGACCAUACAGACAGCAAACAACCUACUAACCAAAGCAGAAGGGUGUACACAAGACAAAGGACUCACUCAGUGACAGGAAAUACGUUUUCAUCCCAAUCAAUCUGUACGGAGUCAGCAACCAGAAAUCUACAGUUUUGUGAGUGGAUUUCCUCUGUAAGUCAUAUGGCUGCACCUCUUAUCACCUUGCUACUGGAUUAUGUUGGAAAUGUCCAACUCUGUUACAAACUCAUUGAACAAUUAAAAAGCACAAAACAGUGGAUUGCCAUUAAGGAAAAAGCAUCCUCUCCUCGUCCACUGAUGCAUCUGUGCAGGCUGAAGGUUCGUGAGCAAGUCGGGGCCCAGAGACUAACCUUUCUAAAUACUCUUCCACUACCAGGCAGACUGCUCCAAUAUCUGUGCUGUUCACAGGACAGCACUACAGAAUAUACAGUCCUAAACCUUGGGUCAACACACACAUAAAUUGGUUACUUGAGAUUUCUAUCUUAGCUUUUUUUGGACAGAGGUGUUUUUGUGAUUGUGCACACAGCUUUUUUUUAUAUAUUUAUAAGAAGAGAUGAGAGAUCAAAUUUUAGUUACUUCUAAUUUAUGAAAAAAUAGUAGGUAUACAAUUAUUAUCCACAAUACUGAAAAGAGAUGAUCUACAUACUAGUAAUUGAAAUCAUUACACUGGAACACAGAGACUGAACAAGCAUCAUGUGUUGUGACUAAAAAAACAGCAGUAACUCAUCAUGUAAAGUCUCCUAAGUGAAAAUGAUAUCAUUAUCAAUCAUGUGAUGUGUGUGUUUUCGGGUUAGUACUCUUCACCACAUCAUGGGCCCUACAUCAAGCCAUUCUUAUUGAAGUGCGUGAAUUUUACAGGUAAAACUGUACUGAAUUCUUAAUGUGAAUAUCCUUGUUCAGAAGUUUCCUUGAUGUGUUCUUUAGAUGGGAUUUACUGUAUUGAUGAUAUCUGGAUUUAUGCACUGACAAGUACAAGAUGAAAAUAUUAUAGGACGUGUGAGGAAAGCGUACAUAAAUUCAAACUGUGAAAAUGAACACACAAUAUUAAAGUCAUAUUUUUUAAUUGUUUUGUUGAAA
Molecule: messenger RNA, 2945 nt
Organism: Hemibagrus wyckioides
Lineage: Eukaryota; Metazoa; Chordata; Actinopteri; Siluriformes; Bagridae
Gene: asb2b
Product: ankyrin repeat and SOCS box containing 2b
Exons: 8
Coding region: 387-2327 (646 amino acids)
Biological process (GO): protein localization to ciliary inversin compartment; intracellular signal transduction
Cellular component (GO): ciliary inversin compartment
Molecular function (GO): protein binding
Source: RefSeq, a predicted model, not a curated record